AUGUCACUCGCUAAGCUUGCCUCCAUCGUGGUCCUUGCCACUGUCACCAGCGCCGCUGUCACCAAGCGCGUUACCUGCGCUGACGGAAAUGUCACGGGGAACGAAGCGUGUUGCGUUCUCUUUCCGAUACUAGAGGACAUCCAGACGAAUCUCUUCGACGGCGGCGAGUGUGGAGAGGAAGUCCACGAGUCGCUUCGUCUGACGUUCCACGACGCCAUUGGUAUCUCUCGCAGCAACGCAUCGGUUGGCACUGGCGCCGAUGGCUCCUUCCUCCUCUUCGACACCGAGCUAUCCUAUCACGCGAACACUGGCAUCGACGAGAUCGUGGGCGAGCAGAAACCCUUCGUCGCCGCCCAUCCCGAGAUAUCCGCUGCAGAUUUCAUACAGUUCGCGGGUGCGGUCGGGGUCUCCAACUGUCCAGGCGCUCCUCGCCUUCAGUUCCUCCUUGGCCGCAAGGAUGCAACGCAUCCCGCGGCCGACAAGACCGUACCGGAGCCCUUUGACACAGUGGACAGCAUUCUAGCACGCUUCUCGGACGCUGGCGGCUUCUCAGCCGCUGAAGUCGUCGCUUUACUUGCAUCGCACAGUGUUGCGGCGGCCGAUCACGUCGACCCUUCGAUUCCUGGUUCACCCUUCGACAGUACUCCCGGCGCAUUUGAUACGCAAUUCUUCGUCGAGACUCAACUUCGCGGUACGCUGUUCCCCGGUACCGGUGGAAACCAAGGAGAGGUCGAGUCUCCCUUGGCUGGAGAGCUCAGGCUGCAGUCCGACUCAGAGCUCGCGCGUGACAGCCGCACGGCAUGCUUGUGGCAGGCCAACGUCAACAACCAACAGCACAUGAUGAGUUCCUUCGCUGCCGCAAUGGCCAAGCUUGCCGUGCUUGGGCAGGACACGAGCAAGAUGGUCGACUGCUCGGACGUCAUUCCAGUACCCAAGACGCUCACGAAGGCUGCGACGUUCCCCGCCGGUCUCUCAAACGCUGAUGUUGAGCAGGCGUGUGCCUCGACGCCCUUCCCGACUCUUUCAACUGAUCCGGGCCCAGUCACAUCUGUCGCUCCCGUCCCGCCUUCUUAA
This is a messenger RNA of Peniophora sp. CBMAI 1063, 1074 nucleotides long. NCBI's taxonomy places the organism in Eukaryota, Fungi, Basidiomycota, Agaricomycetes, Russulales, Peniophoraceae. The record is from the annotation of a GenBank genome assembly.